This is a messenger RNA of Sclerotinia sclerotiorum 1980 UF-70, 429 nucleotides long. RefSeq lists its product with no specific name. The transcript has 2 exons. Lineage: Eukaryota; Fungi; Ascomycota; Leotiomycetes; Helotiales; Sclerotiniaceae. Bases 1 to 429 code for a protein of 142 amino acids. The record is from RefSeq and is a predicted model, not a curated record.
AUGACGCCAACGGAUUUGAAUAUGCUUAAGUUGGAAGCGGGUGGUAUGAUAUGGGCUACAGUCGUGAAGUUAGCUGAUUCUGGUAGAGUUCAUUGGCUAUAUAGGCUUGAGAAGCUCUCACGAAAAUGCAUGUGUUGUUUUGAGUGCAAUUUGUAUCCUUCUGGCUACGUCUAUGCUGCUGUUUUUGGUUCCAUUUGGGGGAGAGUUUUGAGUGUUCGUGGAGAUAAUGGGAGUGGAGGUGACCGAGGUGAGUUUGGGGAUGGAAAUGAGAUGUGGUUUAUGGAGAAGGGUAAUCUGGAAGCACGUGCCGCUCCUGCUACUACCGGCUACUACUGUCGCUGUCGAAGCCCAUUGAUGAGGAAGAAGUUGGGACUUUCGAUGGCGAUGAGAGUUUUUAGCCUAGGGAAGAGACCACCAAACUACCUGUAA